GAAAUUUCAAAUUUUUUUUUGUUGAAAUUUUGUAUUCUAAUGGUCAAUCAACAUACCCCAAACUCCAUACACAAAAUUAUUCUCAGAUUUGAAGCCGAAAUCUAUGAAAAAGGGCACUCAGAAAAAUUGAAAAAUUGAUAAAUCACCCCAAAUUGCUUAACACGAUUUUAUCUCAGGAACUAUAAGUGCAAAUGAGCUGAAAUUUCCAGGGAUUGUAGAACCUUGAUUGGGAUAAAAUUCAGUGAAAGAUUCAGCUUUCUAUCUAUAAUAGAAAAAUAGUUAUAAUCUUUCAAAGUUAUAGUCAAAAUUUGAACUUUUGUCAACUCUGGAAUCGCAUUCAAAGCUCAAGAGCCGAUAAUAAUCAAAAUUUCGAAUGAUCAUUAGCAGCUCUACAAAAAAUCCCAUGUUUUUUCAUUACAAGAGUAGGAGGGCCUGUCUGUAUAUCCUUAGGGACCCAGUGCAUCCAUCAAGCGCCGCCACUGAUAGGUAUAUUUGUCUACGAUAAUAUUCAGAAUAUUCUUAAGUACUUUAGCAUUGCAUAUUAUGAACUCACAUUUUAAUGAUAAGUAUUAAUUAAUCAGUUAGUGACAUCACGAGGUGGCAAUAGUAUGAAUUCAAACCUACCUACCGCAGAAACAAAAAACCUACUUCCAUUAUUAUAUUGGAAAAAAAUUGAAAUAAUUUAAAUCAAUAGGAUGGAGAGUGCUAAGGAUGCUGAGGCUAGGGAAAAAGCCAGAGUUGAAAAUCCUUAUCUGAAAGCCGGGAUUUUCAAAAAAAUGUUUUUCAUAUGGGUAUUUCCAGUGUUCUACAAGGGCUACAAAUAUGGCCUAACAGAAAACGACAUUUUUUCUCAUCUACCAGAUCACGACUCUGAGAUACUCGGCAAUAGGUUGGAAAAAGAAUGGCUCAAAGAGCUGAAAAUGAACAAAAAACAUCCAUCAUUAUGGAGAGCAAUGGCAAGAGUAUUUGGAAAGGAAAUGUUCUUUUCCGGUACAGGAGUAUUUAUGUUUGAAUUGAUCAGGCUCACAUUACCACUAACUCUAUCAAAACUCUUGGAGUUCUUUGAACCAAACUCAACUAUGGAAAUAAGCGAAGCCUACAUGUACGCAGCCCUGCUCAGUGUCACAACUUUAACCCAAGUUUCCUUUAUCCAUCACGCCAUGUUCCACAUUUUCCACAUGGGCAUGAAACUUCGCGUAGCUACAGUGGCUGUAGUCUACAGAAAAGCUAUCAGACUCAGCAACUCUGCCUUGGCCGAAACCACCAUCGGUCAAAUGGUCAAUUUGAUAUCCAACGACGUGUCCAGGUUCGAAAAUUGCACUUACAACGUGCACAAUUUAUGGAUUGGACCGAUACAACUUUUUAUUUUGUUUUUUUUGUUGUACUCUUAUGCUGGAUGGACUGGGUUGACGGGUAUCGCUAUAUUGUUAUGUGUGAUACCAUUUCAGAUAUGGAUGGGUAAAAAAGCCUCAGUAUUUCGUUUAAAGACGGCAUUGAAAACCGACGAAAGAAUACGUCUCAUGAACGAAAUCAUAGGAGGAGUGCAAGUAAUCAAAAUGUACACUUGGGAAAAGCCUUUUACGAAACUAGUCGAAAUCAUAAGAAGAUUAGAAAUGAAAGAAAUCCGCAAGAAUUCAAUCCUCAAAGCCAUCCACGCUUCGUUCAACUUGUUCCUCACAAAAGUCUUAGUUUACUCUUGCAUCCUCGUCUACACACUCACAGGCAAUACGGUAAAUGCCCAAUACGUCUUUGGACUAUCGAUUUUUUACGAGCUGCUACGACAAUGUCUUAGUCAAGCGUUUGCUCAAGGCAUAGCCCAAAUGGCCGAAGCAAUGAUCUCCACUAGAAGAAUCAGGCAAUUUUUACUAUACGACGAACUAAAUCCUGAGUUCACUUUGGCGGCUCUAGAAGGUGGCAGGGAUUUUAAAACAAGCGUUACUGGAUCUAUGCUAAUUGCCAAACCGAUUCCUGAUCACACUAAGCCUGUCGGCAUUAAGCUGGAAAAUGUUUCAACUAAAUGGAUCAAGACAAGUGAAGAAUUGAAUUUGAAGUAUAUAGAUUUUGAUUUGGAGCUUGGACAAUUGGCUACUGUAAUUGGUAAAGUUGGCAGCGGCAAAUCAACUUUAUUGCAUGUGUUUUUGAGAGAACUUGUGCCUGUAGUGGGAAGAGUAAAUAUCAAUGGUUCCAUAUCCUAUGCAUCUCAAGAGCCUUGGUUAUUUGUGGGUAGUGUACGUCAAAAUAUCCUCUUUGGCCAGGAAUUUGAUGCAGUCAAGUACCAUCAAGUAAUCAAAGUGUGUGCCUUGGAACGGGACUUUAGCCUUUUUCCUUAUGGAGAUGGUACCAUAAUUGGAGAGCGAGGAGUGUCUUUGAGUGGAGGCCAAAGGGCUCGAAUCAAUUUGGCCAGAGCUGUUUACAAAGAAGCUGAUAUUUACUUACUGGACGAUCCAUUGUCAGCAGUAGAUGCUCACGUUGGCAAGCAAAUAUUUAAGCAAUGUAUCGAAAAGUAUUUGAAAGACAAAUGUGUUGUGCUGGUCACGCAUCAGCUGCAAUAUUUGAAAGACUGCAAGAACAUUUAUUUGUUGAAUGACGGCAAAGUGGAACAUUCUGGGAGUUUUGAGGAUAUUAAAAAAGCUGGUAAGGAAUUUACUAGUUUGCUGGAAGAAAUUAAAAAGUUAGAGGAAGAGGAAGCGAAAAAGGAGGCCGAAGAAGUGAGAAAGAGGAAGAUUACUCAAACAUCAAUUGCAGAUGACGAAGAAAAAGCUUUGGAGCCUACAUUUGCCAAAGAAUCUAAAAUCGAAGGCAAAGUCACUUGGAGCAUGUACAAAUCCUAUUUCUUAGCUGGAGGCAAUGCCUUCAAGGUCCUUGCAGUUGCAUUCUUAUUUGUUUUCUCACAAGGAAUAUUAAGCUUUGUUGAUUACUUCUUGAGCCUUUGGGUGAAUUAUGAAUUAAUGAAACAACAGAACAACCUAACAGAAACAGCCAAUGACACACUAAUAAUCCAAAACCUAGACAGUGCCCAGUACUCCUUAAUCCAAAAACUGUGGUACCAAUACCUCACCGAUGAUAUUUGCCUCUACAUCUACACGUUCCUUAUAAUAAUUGUUGGACCUUUGGUAAUGGGACGCGCAAUAAUAUUUUUCAAUUGUUGUAUCAAUGCUUCCAUCAACCUUCACAAUAAUAUGUUUUCCAAAAUUAUUUAUGCUCCAAUGAGAUUUUUCAAUUUGAAUCCUUCUGGGAGGAUUUUGAAUCGGUUUUCUAAGGAUAUGAAUUCGGUGGAUGAAUAUCUGCCUUCAACACUUUCAGAUACUGUGCAGAUCGGUUUUAUGAUAGCAGCCAUUAUAGUUGUAGUUGCCACAGUAAUUCCAAUAAUUCUAGUACCAACUGGCAUUAUAUUGACUAUAUUUUAUUUGAUCAGAGUUGUUUACCUUGCCACUAGUAGGGAUAUAAAAAGAUUUGAAGCUCUAACCCGAAGUCCUGUAUACUCGCAUCUUACAGCCACCCUGCAAGGACUAACAACCAUUAGAGCAUUCGGAGCUCAGCAUUUAGUCAGAAAGGAAUUCGACAACUACCACGACGCCUACAACUCAGCUUAUUUCAUGUUUCUUGCCGCUAACAGGACGUUCGGGUAUUGGUUGGAUUUGUUUACCUCCUUGUUCGUUUCAAUGGUGACUUUUAGUUUUUUGCUAUUCAAAAAUGAUUCCUUUGGUGGUAGUGUAGGUUUAGCCAUCUCCCAAGCCAUAAACUUAGCAGGUUGGUUCCAAUACGGUAUACGUCAAUGGAGUGAAAUGGAAAAUACAAUGACCUGUAUUGAAAGAGUAAAAGAGUAUGCGGAAUUGGUACCCGAACCAGAUUCACAGGCCAAAGAGCCUGCGAAAACUUGGCCUGAAACUGGCUCAAUGAAAUUUGAUAAUGUUUGCCUCAGAUAUGCUCCAGAUGAGCCCUACGUUUUGAAAGAUUUGAGUUUCCAAAUCAAACCUACAGAGAAAGUUGGUAUCGUUGGCAGGACUGGUGCUGGAAAAUCCUCAAUAAUUGCUGCACUGUUUAGACUUGCUGAAAUCGAUGGCCAAAUUCUAAUCGACAAUGUUGAUAGUAAGACAAUAUCUUUGAACAAGCUCAGGUCAAACAUAGCAAUUAUUCCACAAGAACCCGUAUUGUUUUCUGGAAGUUUGAGAAAGAAUUUGGAUCCGUUUGAUGAAUAUAAUGAUGAGAUUCUUUGGAAUGCUUUGGAAGAAGUUGAACUAAAAACCGCCGUAUCUGAUUUGCCUCGUGGAUUAGAAAGCAAAAUGUCUGAAGGUGGUUCAAAUUUCAGUGUGGGUCAAAGGCAACUGGUCUGCUUGGCACGUGCGGUAGUAAGAAAAAGCAAAAUUCUAGUGUUAGACGAGGCCACUGCUAGUGUGGAUCCUCACACGGACAGUUUGAUUCAAACAACAAUAAGAAAAAAGUUUGCUGGAUGUACUGUGCUGACCAUAGCUCAUCGAUUACAUACUAUCAUGGAUUCAGAUAAAGUAUUGGUGAUGGAUGCUGGAAAGUCGGUUGAAUUCGAUCAUCCUUAUGUUUUAUUGCAAGACGAGCAAAGUAUAUUCUCUUCGCUAGUAGAACAAACUGGCAAAAGUAUGGCUGCGAAUCUACGUGAAAUUGCUGCUAGGACCUACCAGAUGCAGUAGAACUUGAUAUAUGAGACCAUAAGAUUGUGAUAUUUAUUUAAGAUGCAAUAUGAUUUGUUUCAAUUAAUAUACCUAGACAAAAUGAUGUAUGUU
Molecule: messenger RNA, 4757 nt
Organism: Ceutorhynchus assimilis (cabbage seed weevil)
Lineage: Eukaryota; Metazoa; Arthropoda; Insecta; Coleoptera; Curculionidae
Source: the annotation of a GenBank genome assembly